This is a messenger RNA of Haliotis rubra (blacklip abalone), 1668 nucleotides long. RefSeq names its product p21-activated protein kinase-interacting protein 1-like. The coding region runs from base 61 to 1302 and encodes 413 amino acids. Gene Ontology annotation, molecular function: protein binding. The transcript is spliced from 10 exons. The record is from RefSeq and is a predicted model, not a curated record. NCBI's taxonomy places the organism in Eukaryota, Metazoa, Mollusca, Gastropoda, Lepetellida, Haliotidae.
GCCGUUACCUCCCUUGAAUAUACUUGAACUGAUGACGACACAUCGCCAGUCGUCGAGCACAUGGUCGAAAUGGAAAGCAGAGAGUUAGAAGUUGUUGUUGGAACGUACGAGGAACUUAUUCUUGGCUAUCGUUUAUCACUCGAUCCUGAUAAUCAUGUGUUCAGCCAGAGCUUCACAAACCACUCCCACAGUGGGAGCAUCAAGGCACUGGCGAUGUCCACAAAAGGCAUCCUGGCUUCUGGGGGCACUGAUGAAACCAUCCGAGUGUUUAACUUGAGGAAAGGAACAGAGAUAGGGUCACUUGUACAUCAUUCAGGUUCCAUUACCUGGCUUGAUUUCUACAAUAACUCCCACCUGUUCAGCACAUCCGAGGACCACAAAGUGUGUCUGUGGAAGACAUUUUCCUGGGAGUGUCUCCGAACAUUCAAAGGUCACAAGGAUGCUGUCAACUGUAUCGCUGUCCAUCCCUCUGGCAAGCUGGCUCUGACAGUGGGGAAGGAUCGUGCGCUUCACACCUGGAAUCUCGUCCGAGGAAGGUCAGCUUAUAUCACAAAUAUCAAACAAGCGGCUGAUAUAGUGUUAUGGUCCCCUGAUGGAACAAGAUUUCUCAUUGUGUUCAGCAACAGAAUUGACAUUUAUAAGACAGAGACGUCCUCUGUGUAUCACAGUGUCAGCGUAGACAGGAGGGUCAACGCUGCAGUCUUCCUACGGUCGAACGUGAUAGCAUAUGGAGGAGAGGGUGGAGACAUCGUCAUCUACAACAUCAAGGAUGAGAAGGAAUUGCAACGCAUCAGCACCGACACCGUCAGAGUCCGUCACCUGACGAAAGUGAAAACCACUGACAAUGACUGCCCCCUGGUCCUGCUGUCGGCCUCCAGCUGUGGUCACAUCAAGGCCUUUAAGGUCACCUUCUCACAGGAUUCAGUUAGUGCUGAUCUGAUGGCCUCACAUGACACCAAGUUUCGGCUCACUUGCAUGGCUGCAACGCAGAUAAAGAUGAAGACAAAGGUGAAGAGGGAAGUGGGGGAUGUUGACAUUAAGGCAGAGGACGCAUGUGACCUUGAUGACAGUGUCGAAAUCAAAACCGAGAAGACCAGUGAUGAAGAGGAAGAAGGUGAAGAUAGCUCUGAACAAGACAGUGGCCAUGAAGAGGACACUAGUUCUGAUUCCUCCAAGGAAGAAAGGUCAGGGAAACAGUCAAGGUCAUAUCUAGAGUUCAAAAGGGCAAAAAAGUUGAAACGGAAAAUGGAAGCUGGAGAAGUUGGAGGUGGAGGCAAGGAAGAAGAAAAAGCCCAAGGUUAAAGAGACUAAAACUGACAGACGCAGCACAAAGAAUUUGAAAAAGAGCAAAAGAAAAAGCUGAAAGCCUGAGCCCAAUGAGUAUGGACAAUGUACUUUGUGAAUAUACCCACACUCACAGGAUUGGUAAACCCAAACAACCGGGAGACAUUGUAAGGAUGGAGGAACACAGUAGCCAGGCUUCUAUCUCGCAAGGCACAUGUAGUGUCAUUCAGCUCCUUAUCAAUGUGAUCAUUCCCUGAACUUUGCUCUUGAGUCUGUUUCUCAUGUAGUUGAGAACUCACUCUUGUCUUUCCUGGCUUGAGUGUUUUCAUUGGGAUUAUGUGAUGUAAAGGAUUAUUUGUGAAUUAAAGUGAUACCAUACCUUUA